Messenger RNA from Mya arenaria, 1498 nucleotides. RefSeq names its product protein neuralized-like. Gene Ontology annotation, molecular function: ubiquitin protein ligase activity. Bases 16 to 615 code for a protein of 199 amino acids. NCBI's taxonomy places the organism in Eukaryota, Metazoa, Mollusca, Bivalvia, Myida, Myidae. The transcript has 2 exons. The record is from RefSeq and is a predicted model, not a curated record.
AUUUUGUAAACCAAAAUGGAUGUAUUCCGCCUUUUCAAUGUUCUUUUUUUAUGUUUUGUUGCGUUGAAACCGACAGCGGCUGAAGUCAUACACAAAGGUCGGCCGACAUUUAGCGACAACCAUGGACCCAAGUUAGAGUUACUUGAAGAAAACACAGAGGGGCAACGGUACGAAGGCGGCUGUUGGGCGGUUGGCUUUGGAGCGCAGCGACUUCCUGUUGGUCAAUGGCUCGAAUUCAACAUCACAGAGCGCGUGUGUUGCUGGCUAGCAAACAUGAACGUUGGUAUAUCUUACGUGGCGCCGGAUGAUAUUCCGAUGCAAGACUUAGUGCUGUGUGACCCUAACGUCAGUGAAGUGUUGAAUUACACGGAAGUGUUUGUAUUUAAGAGAUUCUAUUCCGAGGACAACGUGUACCGAUUCCGUGUUGAUCACCAUGGCAACGCGUAUUUAACACCCAACGUCACCGAGGACGGCAUAGUAUUCACUGGCGUUGACGUCAAAAAGCCGUUCUGGCCUAUAUUCAACAUCUACGGUGAUACAAAAGCUAUUCAGCUUUUGAAUGUUACAGAGGAAGAGGACGAAAAUGACUUGUCCUCUCUCUAUGGAACUGAAUAGAAUAUAACCUAUAGUUCUAUAGCCACUUAGAUAGGCCAUAUCAGCCGUCAAUAAGUACCAUUGCAGUUAAAUAACCUCCAAGACAUAUUAUGUGACGUAGCUACAUAAAGGACUUGUAGACCUGGGCCUACAACGUUUUAUAAAAAAGACAAAAUUUAAGUAACAAAAAAUGCAAUAUAUACUAAUAGCUUCUCAAACACUUUGAACAACUCAAGAGUUUGUUUUAUUCUUACCGAAUCAAGAUUGAUGUUUGUUAAAACUACGUAGAGGUUGUUUUGCUUGGUUUUAUUGUAAUCAUGGCAUUGCAAGUAUAAUUAUGUGUGUGUAAUGUGCAUAUAAAAGUCUCCAAACUCACAUAGAAUCAUCGGGCCUAUAAGUUUUUAGGCCUUAGCUACGCCCCUGUCGUAUUAUUGUUCAUCACCUUUAUCAUCAAUAUGUUUUCAUAAAUGUUAUAACUAUUUCACAUCACGUUAUUCCAAAUCCUUAUUAAAUUGGGGGCGAUACAAAUAAGCACAUUUUCAAAUCCAUUCUGUAAUGAUUUGUUCCAACACUUUCAAGUGAAAAGGCAAGCAACAUAAUUGUUAUGAUUUUAAGUAGCAUGAAUUGUUAUAUUUGAACAAAGUAUGAGCUAUCAUAAUCGACCAACGUGAAUAAAGCUAAAAUAACAUAUCUAUAAGAAGCAAUAUGUUUCAAAGGAUUCUAAAUACAUCGUAAACUAGUUAACAUAUUUCCCAAUUUACUUUAUAUUAGCUUAAAGUACAUGGUUUCCUUUAAGAAUUUUAUUUUUGUCUAGAAUAGUUUCAUUUAUUGAUAUUGUAAAGGCCAACUAUACUAUAUAAUGGGUCUGGUUUUAUACGAUUUGGUUUUAUUUCCUUUUUACCUU